AUGUUAUUGAUUAUGAAGAGACCGAAAUACCGUUCUCUGCUUCGCAUCUUUCCAUCCUCCUUCAUCAUGUCCGAAAGUUGGAGGGCAUUUAAAAUCAACAGAGACGUAGAAUUCCCGAGCUAUAUCCAACCUGAUGUCAAGAAAAGAAUCACCAGAAAGGCAGUGACAUCCAUGGGGAACCUCCUACAUUUAUUCCAAGUGCCAAAAGGUCUCGGGUCGCUGGGGCAAAAAGAGCUUGUGGCAGCAUUUCUCGACUUCCUUCUUCAACUGUUGCAUCACAAGACCCGUGCCAUGCUCUCAUUUAUCGACCAAGUCGAAUUUCUCGAGAAGGAGCUCAAGUUCCUUGUUAUGGUUCUCGGUGACACGCCGUUGGUGACGCCCGAUUCCGAAAGAGCCGAUGCUCUAAUCUUAGAGUGCGAGGCCGCGGCAAGUGAUGCUGGAAAGGUGGUUCAUUCCUUGGUCUUUCUCCCGGAUCAAAUAUGCAAAUCAAGGAGGAUUGAUAGGGAGUUGGGCUCUCUUUUAAUACGUCUCGACCUCAUCAAUUCAGAAUUAGCCGAGCUGCUGAAUGUGCUUCCAUUUACGAGCCGUGCUCCGGAGAACGCCUCGGUUGACUCUCUGUUCAUUCUCGACUCCAUUGUUAAUGACCUCGAGGACGUGGUGAAAAGGGAAGGCGGCCUGGAGGUUGAUGCGAUGGUUGAAAUUGAGAAGCUCUAUCGGGGAUUGCUAAUGGUUUCCCAGCUCAAGUCCACAAAAUUGCCACCACAUACAGAGAGCCAAGAACUGAAACAUUUAGUUGCACGGAUUAGUGAUGUGGCGUACGAAGCUGAAUAUCUCGUCAAGUCAUUUCUGGCCGGGGACGUUCCUUUAUGGUAUCUCAGGGGCAGACUCAACCGUGUUACCUGUGAGAUCGAUAUCAUUGGGACUCUUCUUCAACAACUCGAGGAAAGUAGUCGUGGCAAUAGAGCCACAAAAGCUGCAGGUGAAGGGGGAUUAUUCACACAAGCUGACAAGACAGACAAUUUUGUGGUGGAUGAUGUCACGGUCGGUUUUGAGGAGAAUGCAAGGGAUAUUUUGGAUCGAGUGGACGGGCAAAAUGCGAAGCUCGAGUUCAUAUCCAUAUUUGGGAUGGCUGGAAUCGGCAAGACUACUUUCGCGAGGAAAUUAUACAAUCAUCCCUUGGUUCAACAUAGGUUUGACAAGCGCUCAUGGUGUGUCGUUUCCCAAACGUACGACACAAAACGCAUGUUGUGUGACAUUCUUAAUUCUUUACAAGGCAAGGCUACCAAAGAAAGUAUUUUUGUGGAGGAGGGGGAAGAUCUGGUGAAGAGAAUUUUCCAGAGUUUGAAGGGAAGAAAAUAUGUAAUCGUGCUGGAUGACAUAUGGGACUCCCGUGCAUGGGAUGCCUUGCGGGCAUGCUUUCCCGAUGAUGGGAAUGGAAGCCGGAUACUGUUCACGAGUAGGAAUAAAGAUGCAUUCCCACCUGAUACCAUCAUUUAUGCCCUUCCGCUUUUGUCAGACGGUCAAUGUUGGGAGCUUAUGGAGAAGAAGAUAUUCCGCGAUGAACCUUGCCCGAUGCACUUAACAAAAAUUGGAAAAGAGAUCGCAGCAAGUUGCGGUGGGCUACCACUUGCGGUGGUUGUAGUAGCCGGAACUCUUUCUGCUAUGGACAGGGAUGAAAAUGUGUGGAUAAAUAUGAGAACAAAUUUAGUCUUUUUCGGUGGAGACAAUUCGGCGAUGCCGAUAUUGGAACUCAGUUACAAGCAUCUGCCGCAACAUUUGAAACCCUGCUUUCUUUAUUUUGGAGUAUUUCCAGGAACAAAAGUUGGAGCUGGGGAGUUGAUGAGGCUGUGGAUUGCUGAGGGAUUCAUUCACAAGGAAGAGAAGAAGAGCAUUGAGAGUGUUGCUGAAGAAUAUUUGAAGGCGCUAAUUGAUAAGAGCCUUGUAAUGAUAGCGACCAGAAAGUCAGAUGGUGGAGUGAAAGCUUGCUUGAUUCAUGAUCUGUGGCGUGAGCUGUGCUUGAAAAUAUCCGCGGAGACAAAUUUUCUGAGAGCAGUGCACAGUAACUACUCAGUGUACGAGAAGGGACACCGCGUAGUAUCUUUUCAGUGUCCGCUAACUAAUUUCUUCAGCCACCGUAUUCGCUCCAUUCAUGGAUAUAGUACUUCGGAAUUUGAAUUUUAUCCUGGUGGCAUGAAAUUAAUGAGAGUUGUGAAUAUCAAAUGCACUAAGUACCCAUUGGUGGGAACCCAAUAUCUCGUCAACUUGAGAUACUUGGUCAUACACGAAGUGCCGGAAUCAAUAGGUAGCCUUGUGAAUCUUGAGCACCUGCGUGUAGCGAGUUUAUUCUCAAAUGUAGCAAAAGUAAUAACGUUACCCCCGGCAAUUUUUACAAUGGUCAAGUUGAGAUACCUUCACAUCUCUCCCUGGGCGUAUCUGGAGGGAAAAUGCCACGUCUCCUCAAUAUUAAACAACCUCAAGUUUCUUUCUGGAAUAAUUAUCAGCACACUCGAGGAUGAAAGGAUGUUGAUAAGUUGGUCCAAUCUGGUCAGGCUCAAGUGUACAUGUGGACCACUAUUUAAGGAGGAAAAUGGAGUGCAAAUGCAUCGGUAUCCUGAGCUGGGCUUUCUCCAUCAGCUUGAGACGCUCACCUUGACUAUUAUUUCUGACCGUUCUUAUCCCAUUAGGCACAUAAAUUUCCCCCAAAAUAUCAAAAGGCUCAACUUAUCGGGCACAAUGUACUGGCCCUGGGAAAAGAUGUCAACACUUGGAAGUCUGACCAAUCUAGAAGUUCUCAAGCUGCUUGGUCCUGUUUUCGAGGUAGGAAGUUGGGAAACGAGAGAUGGCGAGUUUCAAAAGCUCAGAUUCUUGAAGUUGUCCCGCGUCCGACUCCAGCAAUGGAACGUCUCAUCCAGCAGGCAUUUCCCGAGGCUCCGAGAACUGAAGGUGAGAUGGGACUACGGGAUGGAAGAGCUUCCUAGUGAGCUAGGAGAUAUCAACACCCUGCAGUUGAUUCGGCUGGAGCUUGUUUCAGAAUCACUUAAGGAAUCUGCUAAAAGAAUUGCAGAGUAUCAACGGGAUAUGGGGAAUGAUGAUUUUAAGGUUGAGGUUUUUGAGUAA
Messenger RNA from Striga hermonthica, 3117 nucleotides. The record is from the annotation of a GenBank genome assembly. Lineage: Eukaryota; Viridiplantae; Streptophyta; Magnoliopsida; Lamiales; Orobanchaceae.